This is a messenger RNA of Lytechinus variegatus (green sea urchin), 5750 nucleotides long. RefSeq names its product signal peptide, CUB and EGF-like domain-containing protein 1. The transcript has 23 exons. Lineage: Eukaryota; Metazoa; Echinodermata; Echinoidea; Temnopleuroida; Toxopneustidae. The coding region runs from base 401 to 3667 and encodes 1088 amino acids. Gene Ontology annotation, molecular function: calcium ion binding. Gene Ontology annotation, biological process: signal transduction. Gene Ontology annotation, cellular component: cell surface. The record is from RefSeq and is a predicted model, not a curated record.
GACUCCGACUCCACCUCUUCGAAACAGGCAGAUGCAGGUUGCUAGCUCGUCAAAGAAUCAUCACAACACACACCUCAUCAUCUGGACUGCCCGCUAGUAUAAGUACUUGACCCCUCCACCAACAUUUAUUUCCAUCUUUCUCGAAAGAAGUAUAAAACUCCAAAGAAGAGUUUUGCUGAAAAUAAACUCUAAAUUCAACCAUCUACCCAAGUGCGAUUAAACCAGGCAGUCUCGGUUCCCUGGUUUAUCAAUUUAACGACAGUGGUCAUCCCCAAAACACCAUCUCCAUCAGUUGGGACAAAGCAAGAAGUUUGUAACCUCCAUCGGAUCUCUCCGCGCCACCAUAACAUCAACAAACCUCUUUCUUGUUGACACUGUAAACCGAUCUGGCCGCUUCACGAUGAGCUCUGUUUAUUUACUACUUUGCUUUUAUUUGUUAGCUUCAUUCCUCCUAGUCACCUGUGCACAGGAACCCGUCGCCAGCACUGGGAAUACGGAGAUAAAUCAAUGCAACGAUGGCAGACAUAGCUGUAGAGAAAACGAAGUUUGCACCCAAACAAGAAGAUCGUACCGGUGCUCCUGUAUUGAUGGUUACAGCAGACAAGGAAUCACAUGCACUGAUGUGGACGAAUGUCAAGUAAAAAGUGGAGGCUGCGUACACACUUGUAUAAAUACAUUAGGAAGCUACCAAUGCGGCUGCUAUGCCGGGUUUACCUUGCACAGAGAGGGAAAGGAUUGCUUAGAUAAAGAUGAAUGUACUACUGGAGAACAUCGGUGUCAGCAUGAAUGUAUAAACACGAUAGGAAGUUACGAGUGUUCGUGUCCGAAAGGAAUGUAUUUAAAUGAAGACGGAAGAACAUGUUCAAAUGAUGCUGGUUGUUUAAAUCCAGACCUUGACUGUGCUCACUACUGCGUUGAUAUAGCCAAUGCUCAGUCGAUUUGUCAGUGCAGACCUGGUUAUCUUCUAUCUGGUAGCAAGAACUGUAUACCCACAUGUUCUCUAGGUAAUGGCGGGUGUCAACACGUGUGUACAGAUUCACCAAUUGGACCACUCUGUAGCUGUCACGAAAAAUACAAUCUCCACACCGAUGGAAGAACGUGUGUAGAGGCGUACGACGAUCCGGACGACUAUUCCUCCACUUCAGCGCUUCGCGCAGAUGAGGUUCUCGGUCCAAGACACAAUGGGGCAUCAUUAUCUGGGAUAGAGACGUGCGGUCUGAACAACGGUGGAUGCGAUCGGGAGUGUGAGGACACACCCACUGGUGUGCAGUGCAGCUGUCCUGAAGGCUUUGACCUGCUGGCAGAUGGGCGAACGUGUAAUGACCGUGACGAGUGUAUGGUGGAUAAUGGCGGCUGCUCACACAUUUGUACGAAUCGUUUAGGUUCAUAUGAAUGUACAUGUCCCAAAGGGUACAAGCUUACGUCGGAAGGACUAGCAUGUGAAGAUGUUAAUGAAUGCGCUAUGAACGAUACCUGUGAUCACUCCUGCGUCAAUCUCCCGGGAAGCUUUAGAUGCCUUUGCGAUGCAGGCUUCCAAGCGUAUGGAAUAACACACUGCGGAGAUGUUGACGAAUGUUCGAUCAACAACGGAGGAUGUCAGCAUGGUUGUCAUAAUACACAGGGAAGCUACGAGUGUUUCUGCAGAGAAGGUUUUAAACUUCAUCCAAAUAGGAAAGAUUGUAUAGCCACUCGAUGUCUUCCGCUGAGGACACCAGCCCGUGCCAUCCUCCAGUGCGCCACAGAGGGUACCGACGAGGUCUGUUCUCUAUUCUGCGAGUCCAACUCGCACUUUAUAGCUUCAGGACAAGGAACGUUCAACUACCAAUGCGGCGAGAGUACGCAUUUCGAAUGGACUCAUGGCGCGACCAAUGAUACACUUCCUAGCUGUUCAGCUUCGACUGACGUCCCAAUGGUUAGUCGAAAGGCACGCCUUUUCUUCUCCACCAGCCGUUGUGAGCUACAGCGACGGGUCACACGCCAACUUUCCAAAACCAUCAACCAAAAGUUAUCAGGUACUGAAAGCCUGCCCGACGAGUCUAACACUGAGUCGACCUUUGACCCUGCUGACCCACCAGCGCCCUCAUCGGCGGCAUGGGAGAGCCGUGGCUUCAAUUCUACAUCCCUCCUCGCCAGUGACGCCGGAGGAUGUCGGAGAGAUUGUGAGGUGAGUUUCCUCAAUCUUAGCUGUGAUCAACAACCUGCUGCGAGGAGAAAACGAAUGGCUGGUCGACUGACAUCGUCGUCCUCCUCGAUCACGGAUGAUGGGGGAAGUGGAUCAUUGAUCACGGCUUAUGUGGAGAUCGUCAUCAAAGCCAGGCUCAGUGGAGAGACGUCCCGAUGUGAUUUGGAAUGUGUACGCAAGAAGUCGGAACGAAAGAUGAAACGGUUGAUCACCAAGCUACGGAGGGCCAUCGAACGAGAUCAUUUCGUAGUUCAGAUCGACGGCAACGAGUACGAGAUGAGUCGGAACCUCAACGUGACCGAUGUCUCCGAAGCUAGCUGUCCACUGGGCCAUGUAAUGAUCGAUGCAGGUCGAUGUGUGGCCUGCAGCAUGGGUACCUAUUACCACGCUAGGAGUGGGGGCUGUCUCCCCUGUGCAGCGGGAACCUAUCAGGAUGAGGAAGGACAGUUAGAAUGCCGCAUGUGCCCCCAACAGGAUCAACAGUUUGAUGUGACCGGGGCCCGUCAUAUAACAGAAUGCGGAGGGCAAUGCCGACCUGGCGAAAACUCUGUAGAUGGUUUCCAGCCAUGUGACCCGUGUCCAGUAGGGUCAUAUCAACCCGAGUCUGGUCGUACACAUUGCCUACCAUGUAACGGUGGACUACUGACCCGGUUCUAUGGAGCUACUUCAUUUGCUGACUGUCUAGCAAAAGAACACUGUGGACCUGGCACGUAUUACAACGUCACAACCCACUCUUGCGAGAGAUGCCCCAGAGGAUGGUACCAACCACACCCUGCCAUGAACUACUGCAUCCGUUGCCCUGGCAACACAACCACGGAUGAGAAUGGAGUCGCUGAUGGAGAUCAAUGCAAAGAUACGACAUGCAGAGCUGAGAUUGGCCAGUACGUCGGAUACAUCGAGACACCAAACUUUCCCGGGGAUUACCCUGCCAAUGUCGACUGCACGUGGCAUAUCAAACCACCAAAGGGUCGAAAGGUCAUCUUUGUAGUUUCAGAGAUCUUCCUACGAAGGGAGGACCAAUGCGGUGACAUUGUGGUCAUUAGAAAAACAGCAUCGCCUUAUUCUACAACGUCAUUUGAGACAUGUGAGAAUGUUACGCGUCCCAUCGCGUUCCUUGCACAGUCUAAACGAGUGUGGAUCAGGUUCACAACAGACGCAGCACAUGCAGCCAAAGGCUUCCGAAUACACUACGCGAUGUAUGAUGAAACGUAUGAAGAUCUAAUGAAAGACAUCGUAGGGGAUGGAAGGCUAUAUGAAUCAGAGUAUCACCAAGAAAUUCUAAAGAAUAAAGAGGUCCUAACAGCAUUAUUAGAGGUCAUAGCACAUCCGGAGAUAUACGACAACUACAGACUAGAGGAAUCAAGAUCGAUCCUACCACGUUCCUUCAUCAAACUCCUAAGGAAUAAGGUGGCCAGGUUCCUCUAUCCUGAGGAGAUGUUCCCUCCAGGACACAAGGAUCUAGUAACUUCCGGUACAUGGGAUUAACAUUCUGUCCUGCCAUGUCAUUGCGAAGCUAGGAUGAUCUAGAACGAACUGUGUCCCCUGUGCUUGUGUUCUACCGCUUUGCUUUGUCACGUAUUGACUGUCUUCCCUAUCAACCAGUCCGGGGCUGCCAAGUCUCCCUGUCAGGGAGGGACUGCCAAGGAGGCUCCCUGAAAAUCGACGGAUUUUCGAGUGAAAAACUGCAUAUUGUCAACGUCUCCCCGAUUCAUACAUUGAUCGCUUUCAUUGGUUCGUGUGUAAUUGAGAUAGUUCCCCCUCCUUUUUCAGUAAGUUUUUCCCGUAGCUGGGUAUCAAAGUUGGCAGCUCGGCCAACCUUUAAGGACAUCCUUCUAACUGCUACUUGAAGAUGGCACCUGCUGGUUCACAAGCGUCAUCUAGUUUCUGAUGGCAUUUUGACCUAUUAUAAAAUAGUUACAACUUCAUCCUUUACCCAGGGUAACCAUUUCAGCUCUUAUGGACUGUUUUCCCAUUCGGUCCUGCAUAACAUACCCUUGUCCGUUCCGAAAUGCGUAGCGCCUUGAUUGAAGAGAGUCCCAUUUUCAAGUCUUUGUUAUGACUAACUAUGACUUAGAACUUACGACCUUCCGUUCGUCAGGCGGGCGUUGUCAGAAAAUUUGAUCACCAUGCCCCACUAACUUUGAAUUGAUCCCUCCCUGGAAGCAAGGUUUAUAGCAGUUUUGACUCUCGACUUGUAAACAAAGGUUUUUCCCCCCACCUCAGCAGUUUUGUUACUAUUUUUUUUGGGGGGGCAAGGAAUAAGUUCUUAAAUUCUCUAAAACAGAAUUCCCCAGUCUUUUGAAAAUGCUAAGUUAUCUUGUUUCCCCAACAUUACCACUUGUCGUUCGAUAACCCGAAGACUUUGUUUUACCCAACAUGUAUCUUUGUGAUUCAUUUUGUAUAAAUCAUGUUCAAUGAGUAUGACGCUUUCGUCACUAAAUUUUUACUUUCCCGUAUGCACCACGAUCGUCUAUUUAAUUAAUUUCAUCAAUUUGAAUUCUAGCGAAAUUGUUAGUUGAAAAGAAAGUAUAUUUUUGUUUAAUUUUGGAGGGAAAUAUUAUUAUAAUAAAAAAAGGAGAAAGAGGAAGAACUUUUUUUAUUCUAUAUUGUAUCAAUCAUUGAGAAUGUUUCUUGAUGUUGGUUCUUAUUAAUUUUUUCAUGUUCCAAAUGACAGUACCACCAAAUAUAUAAGUACUUAACCAAUACGUACUUGUAGUAUUAUUCCUUCUUGUCUAGGCUUGGCAUUAAAGAGAGGAAAUUUGUAUUUUAAAAGAGAAAAGAUAUUUAAUUAUUCUGUACAUUUUCAUUGUAAAUUUCUUUAUUUUUCAUGUUCCCAUGGUGGUUUAGUGUUGUUUCUCCUGCACUGAGCCUAAGGCCUGUACUCUAAAUGUAUACUAUGUCGAGCUAUGUUUAAACUCAUUUACGGUGAUCUGCAGAGAGCAUUUAUAUAGUAAAUUGCUACUUGGUCUACACCCGUUUCGGCUACUUUUCAUUUUGUCUCAUCCUUCAUGGUCUAAUGCUAAUUUGUCUAAUACCAGAACGUCUACUUAGUAUUUGCUCUAAUUUGACAAUUUGCCAAUAUAUAUAAUUCAUAUUGUGGUUAAACCCAGUUAUGUAAUAUCUACUUGGCUUAGUGUCUAAUUUCCAGGUCAUACCAAUGUAAUCGCGUAUCCGCUUAGUCUCAGACCACUAUUAGAUGAACUGUUUAUGAAUCAAAUUUUCGUUUGACAAAGAAAAAGAGAAUGAUUAGACAAAGUGGAAAUUAGACUAACUCGACAUUUGACUAAAUGAAGAUUGAGAAAACGUGAGUAUUAGACCAAGUCUAGCGUAGACUGAACGGCUAUAAGACCACAUUAAUAGUGGAACAAGUGGGUUUAUCCCAGGUGGUAUUGACAUACCUGAAAAGUAGACCAACGGUCUGUAGACCACAUGAAUGUCAUCUAUUUGCUCUGGUAGACUCAUAAGUAUCAAAACACAGGAGUCGGGGCUAAAAGUUUAUUUAAGUCUAUGAAAUAGAUGGACUAUUAGAAGUCUAACGCGCUUUGUCAGUUACAUGUAGGCCUAUAUU